Messenger RNA from Helianthus annuus (common sunflower), 554 nucleotides. RefSeq lists its product as uncharacterized. The transcript has a single exon. Bases 113 to 376 code for a protein of 87 amino acids. Lineage: Eukaryota; Viridiplantae; Streptophyta; Magnoliopsida; Asterales; Asteraceae. The record is from RefSeq and is a predicted model, not a curated record.
AUCGAUUCCUUGCUACCAUAUUCUAGUUUAUCAAUAUUUAUCUUUUCGUAUAUAUUCAUUCCUAAUCAAACUCACACCCAUAUCACGUCACCCCUUAUGGUUGGUUCCGGUGAUGUGUCUCCGGCGAUCGAUGUUCAGGUUGCCUGAGUUCGGUUUAAUCGGAAUUCACAUCGUCUCGUCUUACUUGACCACUGGCUGGAGCUGGACUUCACAAAAUCUGUCACAAAUCACAACCGGAUGGUCCGGUCAGGGGUUCAGGCGGAUUGAUACUUGGAUCGUGGACGAUUUGCUUUGGAACGUUGUUAUGGCGAUCGAGUCGGUUGUUCUUGGCUCUAUGCUUGGUUGUUACUUUGUGUUCUGUGGUUGUACUUUGUAACUCAUGCCUCUGUAUAUUCAUACUAGUUAUAUACAAUAUUUUCUUAAAUAAUUCUUUGUAUGGAAGUUUGUUAUGUUGGUUGAAAUUCGGUUGGAUUGGUGGCUUAUGGUUGAAUUGUUUGUAAUGUUUUUGUUAUUGGUUGGGUUUUGUGAAUUCAAUUUGUAGAUGCAUGUGUAAA